GCACAUACAAUCCUGUUAGUAAUCAGUUUACAAUUUUGUUUUCAGAAAUCAGUGUUAAAUGAGUGAAAUAUAACUAUUAACUUUAUUUAAAAUAGGUGAUUUUAGCACAUAUAACAACAAAAAGAUAGCCAGUAGCGCCACCAAUACAAAAAGGUGCUUGACAUAUUAGAAGAGUGCAACAAAAACGCAUUUUUCAACUGUGUGAGUUGGCAGCAGCCCGUAAAGUGCGUGUUGCAAAUACAUACAUGCCGCUUUAUGGAUCGAUAUUCGGAAUACGAAUAAUAAGAACAAGCAGCUACCCUUAUUUUUCGCAGAUUUUUUCACCAGUACAUCAGUUGGGUUGGAGGCUUUCGUAAAUAAGCAGAUUUAGUAGAUAAUUGUGUUGAAUUCGUGCUGCGUGCCCUUACAAAAUGUCCUAUCGUUUGAAAGCAACGAAAUGUCCCACAGACGAAUUGUCGGUGACCAACAAGGCCAUCGUGAAUAUCAACGAUUUUCCUGAAGAUGUUAAGUAUGCCGACAUAUCACCUGGCCCAGGUCAACAUUACAUAUUCGCACUCAAACACACCAACGAAGUGGCUCGGGGUCAUGUGGGAUUUUCGCUGGUGCAACGAAAGUGGGCUACACUUUCCAUUAAUCAGGAUAUUGAAGUGCGCCAAUAUCGUUUUGAUGCCAACUCCGAUGUCAUAACACUCGUCUCCUUCGAGACAGACUUUUUGCAGAAAAAAAUCACUUCUCAAGAGCCCUACGACUCCGAUCAAAUGGCUAAGGAGUUUUUGAUGCAGUUUGCUGGUAUGCCAUUGACAGUUGGUCAGACUUUGGUUUUUGAUUUUCAAGGCAAAAAGCUACUAGGACUCGCAGUUAAAACUUUAGAAGCCGUUGAUCCGAAGUCUCUCGGCGAGGGCAAGGAAACUAGCACCAAAAAUGUACGUUUCGGCCGCAUACUCGGCAACACAAUCGUACAAUUUGAGAAAGCAGAGAAUUCAUCGCUGAACUUGCAAGGCAAAUCAAAGGGAAAAAUUGUGCGUCAGUCUAUCAUCAACCCAGAUUGGGAUUUCGGCAAGAUGGGAAUCGGUGGCUUGGAUAAGGAAUUCAAUGCCAUCUUCCGACGAGCGUUUGCAUCGCGUGUUUUCCCACCCGAACUUGUGGAGCAGCUGGGCUGCAAACACGUCAAAGGCAUACUACUUUAUGGCCCACCUGGCACUGGAAAAACCUUGAUGGCCCGGCAAAUUGGUACCAUGUUGAAUGCGCGCGAACCGAAAAUUGUCAAUGGCCCACAGAUUUUAGACAAAUAUGUAGGCGAAUCGGAAGCAAAUAUACGCCGUCUUUUCGCGGAGGCUGAGGAGGAAGAGAAAAGGCUCGGCCCAAACAGUGGUUUGCAUAUUAUAAUUUUCGACGAAAUCGAUGCUAUUUGCAAGGCGCGUGGCUCAGUCGCUGGCAAUAGUGGUGUGCAUGACACAGUGGUCAAUCAGUUGCUAGCCAAAAUCGACGGUGUAGAACAACUAAACAACAUACUGGUUAUUGGAAUGACCAAUAGACGUGAUAUGAUCGACGAAGCUUUGUUGCGACCCGGUCGUUUGGAGGUGCAGAUGGAAAUCAGCCUGCCGAACGAGGAAGGUCGUGUGCAAAUUUUGAACAUACACACCAAGCGUAUGCGUGAGUUCAACAAGAUUGCCGGCGACGUCGAUAGCAAGGAAAUCGCUGUCUUGACCAAGAACUUCAGCGGUGCUGAGUUGGAGGGCUUAGUGCGUGCCGCACAAUCCACUGCUAUGAAUCGUUUAAUCAAAGCCGAUGCGAAGGUGCACGUCGAUCCGCAAGCAAUGGAGAAGCUAAAAGUUACACGCGGAGAUUUCAUGCAUGCGCUCGAGAAUGACAUUAAACCGGCUUUCGGUACAGCUCAGGAAAUUUUGGAUAAUAUGCUUUCACGGGGCAUCAUCAACUGGGGUCAGCCUGUUGCUAGUUUACUUGAAGAUGGUAUGCUGUAUGUGCAACAGUCGAAGGCAACCGAAAGUUCGGGUUUGGUUUCAGUACUCAUUGAAGGCGCACCUAACUCUGGCAAAUCUGCGUUGGCCGCUAAAUUAGCUAAAAUGUCCGAUUUUCCAUUCGUUAAAGUCUGCUCGCCAGAGGAUAUGGUCGGCUAUACCGAAUCGGCUAAAUGCUUGCAUAUUCGAAAAAUAUUCGAUGAUGCCUACCGCUCCACUCUGAGUUGCAUUGUAGUGGACAAUGUUGAACGUUUGUUGGACUACGGUUCCAUUGGGCCGCGUUACUCGAAUUUGACAUUACAAGCGUUGUUGGUGUUGCUGAAGAAACAGCCGCCAAAGGGACGCAAAUUGCUCAUCUUGGUCACAUCAAGCAGACGUGCCGUCUUGGAGGAAAUGGAAAUGUUGACCGCCUUCACAUCCAUUUUACACGUACCAAAUCUAUCGAGUGCCGAGCAUGUCGUAGCCGUGCUUGAGCACGCAGAGAUAUUCAGCAAGGGCGAAUUGCAGGCUAUUGGCAAAAAGAUGUCGGGCAAAAGGGUAUUCAUUGGCAUCAAAACAUUGCUCGGUCUCAUUGAUAUGGCGAGACAAACCGAACCCCAGCACCGAGCCAUCAAAUUCCUCUCAAAAAUGGAGGAAGAAAAUUUCUUAGGCAUGGGUCACAAAGAACAGUAACUAUUCCGUAGAGAAUUCAAUAUGUCUUUAGUGGAGCUUAAAGACGUGUUCUGAAUAUAAGGACAAAAAAUAAAUAUAAAGGAUUAACAAAUAAAUAUAAAUUAACAAAAUAUGAUACAUGCAUAUACGCAUACAAACGAAACUUAAGUAAAAAGAGAAACAAAAAACAAACAACAAUUAAAAAUUUAAAGGAAUUACAUAAAAUGCUAAUUAGUUGAAAAAGUAUGCAUGCAAAGAGAAUUACAAGCGCAGCGGUGUAUGAUGUAAAAUCAUAUACUUUUACUUUAAAAAUGUGGCUGCAAUGCUAAAUUGCAAAAAUAUUAAUUAAGCGAAAUUGUAAACAGCAUUGGUGGACGGUUUUUAAGCCGAUGAGAAAACACAAGCAGAUGGAUUGAUACGUUAGCAUCUUGGAGGUAGUCGGUUCAACGAGCCGAAUUUAUAUCCGACUAAUGCUGUAAACAGUGACCGACGUAUACGCAGUCCCCUGUCAGCUGUUACGAUCAAACUAAUGAGAACCCCAUGUAAAUGAAAAAUUCCUUCCUUCCGCAUCGUAGUAACGUAGAUUUUAUUUCACGAUUUUUGAAAAAUCCCGUAGAACCCUGUCAGCUGAUUGCCCUCUCACCACACAGUGUUGCCAGGCAGUACAUUUCGAAAUCACUUACAAAGUAAACUUAGAAAAAAUAUAAUUUUUAUUAAAAUAACUUAAAAACACUGUUGAAUAAUGUUAAUUGUAGAUAAACGAACUAUUUGCAUUUGUUGCUUUUGGCUUUGGUUUAUUAAACAAUGAAAAACUGUAACUGAUAACGCGGAUGUGUGAAAAAGUGUGUAAGCAAAAAUAUCAAUGGCAACAUUGUGUAGAUACAACCAAACACAUACACACACAAACCGAUGUAUUGUGUAAAUAUGUAAUUAAAAGAACGCAGUUGUUCUCACGGGAUGAGUUUUUGUGCUCGUUAGGGGCUGCGGUAAGGGACUGCGUACGUCGUUCACUGUUUUCAGCAUAAGAACCGUCACUCCAACAGCAUUUUCUCUCGUACAUGUUUGGGGAAUGUUUAUGCUGUUACAAUAACAACAUUCCCCGCUCAAGUAUGGGGUAUGUUUAUGCUGUUACAAAAACAACAUUCGUUAGCAACCUCACCAUUUUAAUGGAAAUGUUUUAUGUUAUUAUAACAACAACAAUUCGCAAGCAUCAAUUACAUAGUAUUAUAUGAGGCAGAAAACGAAAUACAAACUAGGCGCAAUUUAUAGACUUAAAUGUUGAUUUGAAACGAAAUAACGGUAUUAAGUGCUAAUGAAAAUGCGACACACGACGAGAAAGAGAGCAUAAGUUGUGAUUGAUUUGUAUGUAAAUGAAAAAUAUAAGCAAAUUUUUUGGACGUCAAAUAAAAUUAACUAGAACUAAUAGAAAAAGUAAAAAAAUUAUAUUUAUUGGCGAGCGCGCUGUUAAAUUAUACAAUUUCAUUACAUCCUUAUAACUUACUAACCACACCAUUCUUCUUGCUGCAACUUCCCUUAUCAGAAUUGUUGAACGCCUCUAAAACAAAAUCGCUUCACGUAAACCGUCCUACAAAUUGUGGCGUUAAAAUUAUCUGGUCUACGGCUUAUAAUUUUUCCCUACGAUGCUGCAUUUAGGGUAAUUUCCCUAUGAACUUUUUGUUUUUUUACUAAUACAUGCAUAUGCAUAUAAGAGUCCUACAUUCCGAAACGAUUUAAGUAAAGAAAAUUUUUAAAUUUUGUUCUAUCUAUGUAUGUAUGUAGUAGAAGUUGAGAAUCAACAAAUUUAUCUCAUGCGACAUUUUCCGACAUUCACAUGAAACACCAUUUGGUUCUAGCGCUUGUGUAAAAGCAAAUUUUGGAUUCAGCACUUAAAAAUUUGACUAUGCAGCUACCAAAAUAUAGCAUAAAGCGCGUGCUCGAUGAUCAAGUGAAUGUCCGAGAAUAUGUGCGAAUAUGUUCAGAAAAGUCGCUCAAUUAAAUGACAGCUCGAAGUUGAAUAAACGGCUUAGAUUUCUUCUGUUAGUAUGACUUAACCUAAUUAAAACGUAUUUAUUUGCAUAGUAAAUAAUUAAAAAAAAAACUCUUUAAUGUUAUACUAUACUUAAAUGUCUAAAUAUUAUUAAAGAACUGUUUAAACUAAUCCUCAAUUAGUACAAUUAAGGGAGUUAGCCGCCUAAUUAUAGUUAGUUUUCGUUUUACCAAUAAAUUGUAAAUAUAAUAUAAUUUGUAUGCUCAUAAUUUUAGUACGUACAGUCUGUUGGAAAAAGUGGUGUGAAGGAGUUAUGCAAAUUAAAUUAUCACGUUACUGCGCUAUGGCGCUAAAUUAUCAUAACUAAAAAGAUUUAAUGAAAUAUGGAGCCAUCACAACUCAGUGCACUUUGGUAUGAGGGGCUAGAAGGGACUCUUUAAGGCACUUUUUUGGUCCAGAGACGUGAAAAUUGAAGGCGUGGAAAAUUGAAGAAAAUUAAUCGGUAUAAAUUGAAAAUCGUUUUUAUUCAUUAGAUCAAUACUUUAUUUACAAAAAAAAAAUUUUUCUUUUUCCAAUGACAAUAAAAAAAAUUGUUUCCCAUGGCGCAACUGGUUGGGCUGCUCAGGUA
This is a messenger RNA of Anastrepha ludens (Mexican fruit fly), 5245 nucleotides long. RefSeq names its product vesicle-fusing ATPase 1. The record is from RefSeq and is a predicted model, not a curated record. Bases 411 to 2651 code for a protein of 746 amino acids. Lineage: Eukaryota; Metazoa; Arthropoda; Insecta; Diptera; Tephritidae. Gene Ontology annotation, cellular component: Golgi stack. Gene Ontology annotation, biological process: SNARE complex disassembly; Golgi to plasma membrane protein transport; intra-Golgi vesicle-mediated transport. Gene Ontology annotation, molecular function: ATP binding; ATP hydrolysis activity. The transcript is spliced from 11 exons.